AUGAUUCCUUCAUUUCAACAACCAAAAAAAAUAAGAUAUGAAUUAACAAUCAAAUGUCAAGUUAAAAAAAAAAGUGAUCUAUGUGUAGUACUUUCAGAGAAAAUUGAAAAAUGGAAUCAAGUUGGUAGAACCGAGGUUGCUAAAAAUACAUCUUCCUUAAAUUUCAAACAUGCAAUAACAAUUUAUUAUCAGCCAGAGAAAUCCCAGCAUUUAUCAUUUAGCAUAUUAGAUGUUAGUGAUGAAAACUUUGAAUUUAUAGCAGGUGAAAAAUCAUAUGGUUGUUUUAAUACUACACUACGCAAUUUAAUUUCAAGUCCUGGUAAUAAAAUGAAAGACAGCUCAGGUAGUUCAUAUACCAUCGAGGUUCAAGCACAUGAAGUACCAGAAUCAACAAGCAAUAUAAUUCUUAAAGUUGAGGGCGAUAACUUUGAUAAAAAAGAUCUAUUUUCAUCAGAUCCUUAUUUUAUCAUAUUAAAAGAUGUGGAAGGACAUGGCCUAGUUUCCAUUUAUAAAAGUGAGAUUAUAAAGAAAUGUUUAUCACCAAUCUUUUUACCAAUUAAUUUAAAGCUUUGUGCAUUUAAUUCAAAUGAUAUGAACAGAAAAAUCAAAUUUGAAUUUUAUGAUCACAACAAAAUAUCAAGUGACGAACUUAUUGGUGAAUUUUAUACAACUACAAAUACAUUGGUAGAAAGCAUAAGAGAAUUUGAAAUCAUUAACCCAAAGAAAUCCUCAAAAUCAAACUAUAAAAAUUCAGGUUUGGUUAAAUUUAAAGAGGUAACAAUUGUAACAACACCAACUAUUUAUGAUUAUAUUAAUGGUGGCUUCAAAAUCAAUUUAAUGCUGGGUAUUAAUUGUGGAGCUUCAAGUGAAAACAUUCAUGAUAUCAGUAAUAUUGAGUCAAAUCAGUAUAUUCAAGCCAUUCAAGAAAUAUGUGACAUCCUAAAGCCAUACAAUACAAGUGGAAAAAUAAAUAUUCAAGGUUUUGGUUGCAACCAUGAAGGCCCAAAUGAAUAUAAUGAACCAUGUUAUUGCAAACCUUUUAAAUUUUGCCCAGAGGCUCCACAGGUGGAAACUGCUCAAAAUGUGGUUGGCUUGUAUUUGGAGAAUAUUGGAAAGUAUAGUUUUAAAAGCCCCUCAAAUUUUAGUGAACUUAUCAAGUAUGCUUGUAAAAAGGUCAUUUUUACACACGGAGAAAUACCACAAUGUAUUUAUAGAAGUGAGGCCAUUCUUGCCGUUCAUGCUGCAUCAACAGCACCAAUAUCUAUUAUCAUUGUUGGGGUUGGCAAAGAUGGAUUUCAAUUUACAAGUUUGUUAGAUGGUGAUAAAAAUACAAUUAGAGAUUCUAAAUAUCAAGCAUGGAAAAGAGAUUGUGUUCAAUUUGUUCAAUUUAACCAUCACAGAGAAGACCCACAAACAUUUGCAUAUCAGGUAAUAGAGGAGCUUCCAACCCAAUUUUUAUCUUAUGUAGACAUGGAAAAAAUUCUACCACCAAGAUAA
Molecule: messenger RNA, 1497 nt
Organism: Dictyostelium purpureum
Lineage: Eukaryota; Evosea; Eumycetozoa; Dictyosteliales; Dictyosteliaceae
Exons: 5
Coding region: 1-1497 (498 amino acids)
Biological process (GO): cellular response to calcium ion
Cellular component (GO): plasma membrane
Molecular function (GO): calcium-dependent phospholipid binding
Source: RefSeq, a predicted model, not a curated record